AUGGCUUCGAACCGAGUAACAAGGGUCGCUCAAGGAGGGUUUUGGAGUUCGCAGACUGCGAAUUACAGCAAGGAAACCCAAUCUUUGUUGAAAGAGAUGAUGAAAGAGUCUAAACUUACUAAUUUCCAGCAGAGACAUCUUGAAAAUUCUUUGAGGAAGGGAUCCACCCUACCCCUUGAUGUUCCCCCAACAUUUACUCCACAAAAGCCCAAACCUGUAAUACAAAAACAGCCAUCUAAGGUCAUAAAUGUUCGAGAGUACUCUGGAGGAAUCCGCUCCAAAGACACUAUGGAAAGGAGGGGAGAUUUUGAAAAGCCAGAUUACAAGCCACCUCCCAGAAGGACCAGAUCAGCCAAGGAAAAGAUAAAGCUGGCUAACAUCAUGGCAUAUGGAGAAGAUCUUCCUCCACCUGACAUGAACAAGAUCAGAGAGUUGGCUGAACGCAAGAUGAAGGUCAAGGUCAAGGUGGACAGAUUUGAUGAAUUGCAAAAGGAGAUAGAUGAAAGGAGAGCAUUCUUGGCAGACAUGGAAAAGAUAGGAAAGGCCAGUGAAUAUAGACCAAUGAUAGAGACUGAAAUAUCACAAAAAAUCAGGGAUAUGGAAAUUAUAGAUAAGAAAAAGUGUGCUGAACUACAGAAAAUGUUAGAUGCUGAAAAGGCAAAGUCUUCAAAGACAGAAAAAGGUGGAAUUCCUGAGGCAUUGGCACCAUAAAGAUUACUGGAACCAACAUUACUCUGAUGGAACCAGAGCUGUGGACAGAGAAUGUAAUAUUUUAAUUGGAUGUAAGUUUACGCGUACUUCCCAGCCAGAACAGAUGUAGAGGGAGUGUCAUCUUGUCUGUCUCAAGAAGAGCUCAUUGUAAAGAAAGGGAGACCACUGUAGAAGCUGUCAUCCUGGGACUCUCAACAUGAGCUCACUGUAAAGGAUGGGGACAUGUGGAGGGACUCUUAUCUUGUCACUCUCAUCAUUAAAUCACUGUGAAGAAGUAGGGGCCUGUGUAGGAGACUGUCAUCUUGUCACUCUCCACAUAAGCUCAGUGUAAAGGAAGGGGGACAGGACUCAUCUUGUCACUCUCAGCAUGAGCUCACUGUAAAGGAAGGGGGACAGGACUCAUCUUGUCACUCUCAGCAUGAGCUCACUGUAAAGGAAGGGGGACAGGACUCAUCUUGUCACUCUCAGCAUGAGCUCACUGUAAAGGAAGGGGGACAGGACUCAUCUUGUCACUCUCCACAAGAGCUUAGUGUAAAGGAAGGGGGACGGGACUCAUCUUGUCACUCUCGGCAUGAGCUCACUGUAAAGGAAGGGGGACAGGACUCAUCUUUUCACUCUCCACAUGAGCUCGGUGUAAAGGAGUGGGGGUAGAGGGCUGUGUAGUGACUGUUCCCUUGUCACUCCCAGCAUGAGCUCGCUGUAACUGAAGAGGUACCUGUGUAUGUGCUGUCAUCUUGUCACGGUCAUCAUGAGCUCAGUGUAAAAGAGUGGGGGGCGUGUGUAUGUGCUGUCAUCUUGUCACUCUCAACACAAGCUCAGUAUAAAGAAGUGGGCCCUGUGGAGAAAGUGUCAUAUUCACAGUGACCAGUAACUUUUGCGAGAGUGUGAAACCAGAUACAUCAUUGCACGAUCUCCCAGAAGUCAUAUUGUUCAGUCAGAUAAUCUGUGAUACAUUAUCAACUGAUUCAUCACUGUUUUAUCACUUCAACUGUUUUGUUAAUUUAUUUUUGCCACUUUUAGAGUUCUGACUUUAAGAUAAUAUCUUUAUUCAGUGGUAUUCACACACUUUUAUUUAUAUUUGAAAUUUACAUUAUUUUAUUAUUAUGUUUUUUCAGUAACAACUGCAGAUAUAGUCUUUACCUGCCGUCCAAUACCACAUUUGGUACAUUUCUAUUUUUAGCUUGGCCUCACAGACAAGCAUACAUGCCUCAGUAAUUACCAUACAUUCCACACGUGUACCAAGGGAGAUGAUUUUGUGAAUAUUUUUAAAUGUGCUAUUCAUCAAAUAAAUUUAUAUGAUUCCACACUUUGUUUCCUCACUGGCAUGGAUGAUUAAAGGGCAGGCUGGCAGAGACUUUUAACCAUGCCCAUGCCCCGUGAGGUCAUGUGUUUGAAUUCAGCUCUUGCCAUGCAGACAAAGUUGAGAUUUAAGGUACCUACGUCAGUAGGUCAGUGGUAUACUCCAGGCAUUCCAGUUUUCUCCAUCCCUAAACCUGACGCCUGUCAUGUGCUUGUAAAUAAAAAAAAGUUCUUGAACAUAGCAUUAAACAUGGUUCACCGUCGUACAUGGAAAGGUCUGCCAGCACUUGCCGAUGGUUCUGACAGGUUUCCGCCCGCCAUAAUGAUGGCCACCACCAUAUAGGUUAAUAUUCUUGAGUAGAGUGUUAACACCAACCUAAUAAAUAAAUCAAAAAAAUAUAUAAAAUAUAAUACCGAUUAACAAAUAAUUGUUAGAUGCAUUAGUCUGUGGUUUUCAUUUAAGGGCAGACAAAAAACUAAAACGAAGGAUGCAAAUAUGUCAGAUGAAAGACCAUAAAAUACUGUCCUGGAAAAUUUAUUUAUUUCUUUAUUUUUCAACCAGUCCAACAUCUCAUGCAAUUGUGUCUGCUGCUUGAAAUAAUAUGUUCCAUGGUCCAUUGAGCAAAUGCAUUCAUACCUCUACAUGCUUAUACAGUUUUAAUACUGAAGUUGUGACACUAACAACUGUUUGGUCAGAAAAGGCCAUCGUGGAAUCUUAUGUAUUAAAGAUACAUUUUACACGGUUCGAAAAAGAAAUCAAACUAGUUAUACUUGAAGUCCACAUCCAUGCACAGUUUGAUGUUUCCAGCACGAAUUGAAAAUUUGGUAAGUUCGAACACAAAUGAUUAACAUGCUUAGCUGUGUUAGGGCUAACACUGUGAUUGACAAUAGUGCUACAUAUAGGCAUGGGAAUUUUACCCCAAUUGGCUUAUUUCAGACUUUUUCUUUUAAUUAGAAUUUGAAAAACAAAGAGCAACUGAUUUUGCCAGAACAGAUUGCUAACGUCAUUUGGGGGGCAGGGUGACAUACUCUUAGACUUCCUUUAGAAACUUCUGACUACUUUUGACCAUCAGUUCCCUUGCCUGUAUUAUCCAUACAUGACAAGUAAGGGUAACACUCACCCCUGCUGGCUCAGUCAAUUAUGUCUCCUCAGGUAAUGUACAAUUUGGUUCCUGCUGGUUCAUCAGUACCUUUAAGGACUCAAAUAUGUGACAUUUGUAAUGGUGCCAUCUUUGACCUUAUUUUACAUAGCACAACAACCCGUCAAAAUAACUCUCAUGCAGUACACGUGAAAUAAUAAGAACAUAUCAAGAUUGCUCACUAAUUAUAUCCUUCCUAAUUCUGUCUUAUCCUACCCAUAUUUGUGGACAUUUCUGACGGGAAUCAAAAUGGUUUCUGCACACAGAUUACAAGCGUAUACGGUGGCUUGUUAAUGGCAUACAACUUUGUUCAAGUAUUUUGUUUGUUUUCUGCAUUUUCUUAUUUGUAUGGCGGCUUGUCAAACUGUAUUUCAUCAAAGUAAAUCUUUUUUUAAAGAAAAUAUUCUUUUACACAGAAAAUUAUUUUUUUCAUACGCUGUCAUUUUUUCACAAUGGAAAGUUUAUCUUAUAGAUUGACGGAAGUAUUUUGUUCAUGGGAGUAAUAUUUCCACCACCGACGCUGAAAAUAUAUCAUUAUUACGUCAGGUACGUGGUUUACGAUUUCCAAUGCGGAGUGGUCUAAUCAUCGCCUGAGUUGCAUAUUCUCACUUUUUCCAGUUACUGCGUGUACCGUUUUCAUUUUCAGCACCUAAAUAGGUUUAAUUUGAUAAUAUCUAUGCGCUGUGUUAAUGUUUAUAAAUUAUUUACUCUUGAUUACAAGUGUAAUUUCCUACAGCACCAUAUUUUAUGCCUUUAAAAUGAUACCAAGCAUAAGUCAGUCGAUCAGUGGUGAGAACUGCGUAAUUCCAAAACAACACUCAUGUCCACGAGACAACAGCAGACAUAUUGAGUCACGCUGCAAAGGUACAUAGACUAUCAAUAUAGGUCACGUAUAGGCCUAUUCCCUUUGUAUAUAAACAGGGGGAUUUCCGUCAAAUUUCCCUUUGCAUUUAAGGCAUGCUCUAGGCUAUUAUCUGAGCAGUCAUCACGAUGAAGCUCCCCGUCAUCGAAGCUAGGCCUGCGGUGUGGAUAUACAUGUAUUGUUUAUGGGUGGUGAGGACUACACACGCUCAUCCCUACCCAAAACCCGGCAGCCAUGAUUUGGCAACGUGUGGCUCGGACACCUGUGAUACUCAAAAACGUCCCACCCCUGAGUUUUGUAACAAAGUAGAGACGCGAUGUGAGAGCUGUACCGUUCGUACCUGCGAAGAGGUCAUCUGUGGCGCGUGGAAUGGCUGCAGCAACACAACACCGCCUACAGUGGAAUGGUAGAUAUAAUAUAAGCCAUCUGUAUACCGCAGUGCCUCACAUGAUGCACUGCAGUGUGCUUUUGUCGAUAUCGAAUGCUCUAUGGCAUCUUUAUAGUCUGAUCUUUCCAGUACCAACUGAAGAAGGUUUUGUUGGUUGUGCUGGAGGCAUUCAGACUGAUCAACAUAACAGACAGUAAAUUGCUAAACAUAUCGUCACAUUUGUAUAUAACGCUUGAUAUGUUUUGCGUAUAUGACAUGUACUGGCUCUUUUCUUUCAGCUAUCACAGCAGGUGUACCUGUAUCCGAGAUUCAUCAUGAUGAGGUAACAAAAUCAAAUUCAGAAUCGGACAGAAGGGAGACGGAAAUGCUGCAACAGUCUGUUGAUAAGUUGAGGGCAACCGUCGACGAUCUGGUGUACAGAUUUUAUGGUCUUUGUGUACUCGUCGCCAUCCUGACUAUCAUCACUAUUCUAGCUAUCUUCAGGCCUAAGUUGCUCUGUCCUAGAUGUAAUCCCAGACCACGCCCCG
This is a messenger RNA of Liolophura sinensis, 4926 nucleotides long. RefSeq names its product UPF0193 protein EVG1-like. Bases 1 to 711 code for a protein of 236 amino acids. The record is from RefSeq and is a predicted model, not a curated record. The transcript has 8 exons. Lineage: Eukaryota; Metazoa; Mollusca; Polyplacophora; Chitonida; Chitonidae.